GGAAGGCAGCCGGGGCAGGUUCGGAGGGACACCCGCUCUGCCGGCCAGCGCGUAGCAGGGGUAGAUCUCUCUCUCUCUCUCUCUCUCUCUCUCUCUCUCUCUCUCUCUCUCUCUCGUGUUCCUUUCGGGUUUUGGGGAAUCCGGUAUGUUGCACGCCCUCCCGACAUUUCUCUGGUGAAAAUAGGGAUGUCCUAUUCCAUCAUCAUCGUCGUUCUUGUUAUGGUUUUUUCUAUACCCCACCUAUCUGACCAGGUUGGUCUUCUAAACUCUAGACCAGGGGUCAGCAAACUUUUUCAGCAGGGGGCUGGUCCACUGUCCCUUAGACCUUGUGGGGGGCCGGACUAUUUUUGGGGGGGGAUGUGAACAAAUUCCUAUGCCCCACAAAUAACCCAGAGAUGCAUUUUAAAUAAAUUGAGAAGGCGAUUGGGCCGCAUCUGGCUCCCGAGCUUUAGUUUGCCUACCCAUGCUCUAGACACUCUGGGCAACUUCUGACAUAUAUAUAUAUAGUAUAUUUGAUUUAAUGAUGUAAUGGGUUUUUAUAUUUUAAAUAUAUAUAUAUAUAAAUUAAAAAUAUAAAAACCCAAUACAACAACAUUAAAUCAAAUAUACUGCAUAGAAACAGUUGUAAAAAAAUGGUAAAAACAAAAAAUGGUAAAAAUUAUAUAUAUAUACAUUAUAUAUGUGUGUGUGUGUAUGAACACACACACUAGUAAAAACCCAAUACAGUGUCACUAAAUCAUGAAUGUUUUAAUGUGUUUUUAUGUAUGUUAGAUGCUGCCCAGAGUGGCUGAUAUAUAAAACAAAUAUAUAAAAACCAAAAAAAGUGAAAACAAAAAAUAGUAAAAAAUAAAUAAAUGGUAAAAACAAAAAAAAGUGUAUGCACAAACACACACACACACACACACACACACAGUAAAAACCCUAUACAACAUCAUUGAAUCAUGAAUGUUUAAUGCUUUAUUAUGUUUUUAUAUAUGUCAGAAGCCGCCCAGAGUGGCUGGUAUAAACAGUAAAAAAAAUAUUUAAAAACUUCCCUAUAAAGGGCUGCCUUCCGAUGGCUCAGCGGUCCAGGAGUAACUCCCUACCCUCCAACAUUUAUCCGAUGAAAAUAGGGACGUCCUAAGGAAACGGGGGGCAUUCUGGGAUCAAAUCAGAAACUGGGACAGCUUCUGUAAAUCUGAAACUGUGCCUGGAAAACAGGGACGCUUAGAGGAUAUGCGUUCUGUUCACAGAAUCACAGAAUUGUAGAGUUGGAAGGGACCCUGAGGAUCCAACCCCCUGUAAUGCAGGAAUAUACAGCUACAGGGUUUGAACCUACAACCUUAGCAUUAUCAGCACCACACUCUAACCAACUGAACUAUGAUAGGUCAUUCAGUAAAUUACUUUGGUUAUAGAAAUAUCCAUCAUCCUGCCUAGCUUGGGAAUCUGAAGCACCUAUGUUUUCAAGUCAGAUCACUUUGGAGAUACUUUAAUAUGGUUGGUAUCUGGACUGGUUGUUCUGCUUCUGCAGUUGCUUGAAGACUUGUAAUAAAUUGGCAAAAGUUGUAGGAUGAUGGAGAUUCUGUAGCUGUAAGUUUGGUUGCAUUCCUAGUUACACUUGGAAUGCCACAGAGAAAGAAAACAGAACCAGCAUUAUAAAAAGGUAAAGGUAAAGGACCCCUGGAUGGUUAAGUCCGGUCAAAGGCGACUAUGGAGUUGUGGCACUCAUCUCGCUUUCAUGUCAAGGGAGCCGGUGUUCGUCCACAGACAGCUUUCUGGGUCAUGGGGGCAGCAUGACUAAACUGCUUCUGGUGCAAUGGGACACUGUGACGAAAGCCAGAGCGUAUGGAAACACAGUUUACUUUCCCGCCACAGCGGUACCUAUUUAUCUACUUGCACUGGUCUGCUUUCGAACUGCUAAGUUGGCAGGAGCUGGGACAGAGCAAUGGGAGCUCACUCCGUCUCGGGGAUUCAAACCGCCAACCUUCCGAUCGGCAAGCCCAAGGGGCUCAGUGGUUUAGACCACAGUGCCACCGGCAUCCCUACCUGCAUUAUAAGAAAAUAUGGAACUGGAUAAAAGUUUAAAAGUGGAAUAAAGCGGUAGUGAGAAGAUCCGCACUUCCAGUAAUCCCUGGGUGUGUUUUUUUUUAAUACCUGUGUACGUGCUCAGAAUGGGGGGGGGGAGUAGCGGAGGGUGUGGGUGGAGUAAUCUAGGAUUGCAUGAAAGGCUACUGGAAGAACAAAUAAAAAUAAUUAAAAUUUAUGAAUGCCCUUUCUGACAAAGCAAAUGCUAUCUAAGUACCACCUUUUGCUUGGGGGGAUAUGGCUGAGGAUCAGGAAAUUGACUUAAGAAAAAUCUGAGAAGGUGCCAGGAAUGUUGCUCCUGCUUGCUUCUGUUCUUCUCCUCCUCUGGGUGUAGCUGGGCAAUGAAACUGUGUAGAUGAGUCUAGCAAUUUACAUAGAAAGAGUGGAAAUACAAGACCAGGCAGUAUCAAAAUAACUUCCAUAGGAGUGGUGAAAUCAAAACGCAAAAGGCAGAACAAAAUUCAAACCAGUGUCACUGAGGAAGCAAGUAGUAUUUAAAAUCUUACAUGGGCUACACCACCCAAGCAUCAAAGCCGUUUGCAAGAAACCCUUCAUUUAAAAAACAAAACAAUUGAAGCCGCGGCAAGGAAAAGCAGUCUGUGAUCAUGAUAAAAUCAAACAACAACAAAAACAGCUGCCAUGGAUCAUCUAUGAGAAACCUUGGAGAAAUAAAAAGUCUUAAUUUGCCAUUUAAAUGAUAAAAGAGUUGGCCCUUUCUGAACCUGCCUGGGGAGGGUAUUCCAUAACUGGGUCCACCACUGAAAAGGCUCUCAUCCCAGUCAUUAGCCAUCUCGCUUUCGUAAGCCAGAGCAGCCAGAGGAGGACUUCCACAUGAGAUCUUAGGUUUGGGACAGGUUGUGUAUCUUUGAGAAGUUGUUGCAUACUUUUUCAUUUGCACAUAAUCUGGCUGUGUCGUAAAUUUAAGCCGGUAAAAGACAGCAUUCCAGUCAUAUAGCAUUAACUGGUCUGGGUUUGGAAGUUUUAAAGUGUCCUUAUUAUUUGCCCUGUUUUCAUACGAUAGAACUUGCAGAUUGCGUUCUACUCCCAGGGACCCUCUUCCUAACACUUUGUGAUCCUUUGUGAACACAAGUUGUGAUCCUGUGCAUGCAUAUUUCUUGAGAGUAAAUCCCAUUAAAGUCAGAGAGCCUCACUUGUGUACGUUAUGGUCAUCAAACUUCUGAGCAGGGAUGGGCGAAUCUGUCAAAUUCAAUUUCUCUCAGUUAUUUCGUUUCCUAAAACAACCAUUUUAAGUUUCAUAAUAGCCACCCUAACUUUUUUUAAAGCUACUAAAGUAUCUCCCUCAUCUCAUUUCCCCCUCAGUCUUUCUGCUGGUCGCAGCCAUGCUCUCCACUCUCAUCCCUCGACAGACACUCUUGACAUUCAUUUCCACCCGCUUACUGUCAAUCAUAACCCACACACCUGCUUUCAAACAACUGUCUGAAUUUCAUGGCCGUGCCCAUGAUAGCAGGGGGCGAUUUUACUGCAAACUUGAACCUUGCAGUUAUGACCUCCAUAAACACACUAGCAGGGUUUAAUAUAUGAACGCCCAAUUUACCAGUCAUGGGGAUGGGCAGAACAGGAGAGCAGAUCUUAAGAUAUGGGUAGGAUAGUAUGGGUGCAGAUGGUUAGAUAAAGAGUUUGGGUCCACACACUGCUCAGGUCUCCUGUAUGGAGCUGGGGCCUUGCCCGGAAGCUCAUGGAGGACUGGCCUUUGUCCUCAUCCUCUCCAGCACACCUUUCUUAUACUUAUAACAUUAUUGUUUAGGAUGGGGGUGGGGGUUAGUUUGGAUGAUGCUCAUGGAUCUAACCAAACGUGUAAUUUGGUAUCUGCAAGAUUGGAGUUUGUAAUAGAGGGAACCUGUUGAACUGGUUGAGUCAGUUUCUUUGUUAGGCAAAUUUAUCAAAUUUUCAGAUGACACCAAACUGGGAGGGGUAGCCUAUGCCGCAGAAGACAGAAUUGGGAUUCAAUGUGACCUUAACGGAUUGGAGAGCAGGGCCUAAAGCAAGGGUUGCCCAAAGGUUUUUCAAAGAGGGCCAGAUUUGAUGAAGUGAACAUGCAUGAGGGCCAACCAAAGUUUUUUAGGAUUGAAGUUGUUGAGCUUUUGGGGGGAUUUUACCCCAGGAAUUAAGCUGCCACAGGGACUGGAUUGAACCAGCCGGCAGGCCGGAUUAGACCCACAAAACGGACUUUGGACAUGCCUGGCCUAAAUGAACAAAAUGAGUUUAAAUAGGGACAAAUGUCAGGUUCUAUACUUAUGCAGGAAUAACUAGCUGCACCAGUAUAAGAUGGGGCACACCUGCUCUUGAGGGUAGGACUCGAGGCAGUGGCUCCAAGUUACAAGAAAGGAGAUUCCGACUAAACAUUCAGAAAAAAACUUUCUGACAGUAAGAGCUGUUCAGCAGUGGAACAGACUCCCACGAGAGAUGGUGGACUCUCCUUCCUUGGAGGAUUUUAAGCAGAGGUUGUAUGGUCAUCUGUCAUGGAUGCUUUAGCUGAGAUUCCUGCAUUGGAGGGAGUUAGACUAGAUGACCCCUGGGGUCUCCUCCAACUCUAAAAUUCAAUGAUGCUAGUCCAUGUUAAGUUGCACCACCGACAGGAGCAACUCAGGUUGUGGCCUGAAUAUGGAAUAUGGUAUGUGUCUGCCUGUGCUGUCCCUAUACCACUCAUGAAACUUAUCUGAUUUUAGCCGUUUUGGCAUAUUUUCACUGGCACGAGCAUUGUGCCCAUGGAGGAGGCCAUUGGCAUACCCCAGGAAUUAUGCAACAUAUCAGGUGUUGCAGCAGCAUAGGGGGCGCUUUUGCUGCAUCAGCUGACGCAUAGCUCCCUAGCUUUGGAAUGAGUCGCCUACAAGUGCUUCUAAUACAGAAAAUAAGGCAGUUUUGGUAUUGAAUUCAGCCUACAAAGGCAGGAAAUGCACAAAAGCAAUCUGUGCAUAAGGUAUGUUGGAAAGGUGACUGAGAAAUGGAUAAACAAAUAAAACACAUGUCCCUAGUUAAAUACGCUUAAGUGUCUUGGGGGAUAAUGAAAGCCAGCCCCUGCAGGGGUGCUGUUGCAUACUACAGCUUAUAAUUUUAAUUUUUAGUAAGUUAACUCCUCUUGUUCCCUAUAGUAAGAUAAUAAGAACACAUACGUUGCAUGCUAACUAGAUUUGAAAACCUAAAUCUAAAGCCAUAGUCAUAAAUAUAAAUGAAGGCUAGAGGUGUAUGCAUCUUGGACGGCUGGUUUUUAAUAAAUUAUUGCAGUCAGCUACCAGUCACAUGCAAAAUCUGGAACACACUUUUAUAAUAACUCUCCUAAAGGCAGAAGAGGAGGUCUCAUAAUCAUAGGAUUUCAUUCCAACAUUUCUUUUAUUUUUUCUGGUCUUAAAUCUUCUGAUUUAUGCAAUGGUUUGCUGGCUUCCAUAACUGUAUAUCAUUUCAUAGAAAACCCCUAUCAUUAUAUUAUAAUGUUGUAUUCACAUAUAAAUGUAUGCAAAUAUAGAACAGUAUUUUCUUUGAUGUUGCCAGGUAUGUGUUAGGGUUGUUAUAAUUAUGGUUACGUUGUGGUUAUUAUUAUUAUUACAGAGGAAAUAGCACUUAUGUCAAGAUUUAGCACUUUGAGGAAAAUCUACACCUGUGAGCUUUUAUUUAUUUAUUUUUAAUUUGCUUUCCACAUAAAAUUAAAAAUGAAUAAACGUUUGUUGGUUAAUGAAAAAUAGCUGCAGGUAUAACAGCAGAUGGUAUUUAUAAUAAUUUGUUUUUUAAUUAAGCAAAUAUAGGAUCCUGGAAAAUACCAUGGGGAGGGGAAUCUAACACAGAACAGAUUUCUUCUCUUACAUACAUAGAUAGUUCUCACAUAGGACUUGAUAUACUCCCACCAAGGCAUCAUUGCUAAAACUUGAUGUAAUAAAGCACCAAAAAUUAAUAAUAUGAGUAGUCUCUUAUGCUAUAGUCAAAGCAAACUGCUAAUGUGUUUGAAGUCAAGUAUAUGCUUAAGGGCUUUUCCAAAUCAGUUUGCAUUAUGCUUCGCAGGAGAAACAUUUGCCCUGAUUUUUCAUUUUUCAGUUAUGCUUUAAUUCUUUAGUAAUGGAUCUCUGAGUAGUAUGCUCAAAUAGCAUGCAAAGGUUUCUUUUUUUCAAGGAAUAAAACUUCCUGAGGGCCAAACAAAAGUUACAUGAGAGAUUCACAACAGAGACUGCAAUGUUAUGCACUGCUUACUUUUGAGUAAGCCCACUGAGGUCAAUGGAAAUUACGUUCAAAUAAAAAUGUAAACAAUCUGACUGCAGAUCUCCUAAAAGCAAUCAUGGAGGGACAUGAUUUGGAUUGGGGCCCCUCACAGUGAUUCCCCAAAGGAAAUUUCCUCAACCCUCCAGAACUCCUAUUAGCAAUGGAGGAGAAAACAUAGAGGCACUAGUUGCCUUGUUUGGGUGACUCCAUCCCCUUGCUCCCUCAAUUUGCAGUUGUUUUAAUUUUGAUGUUUUUGUAACCCACCCUAAGACCACUGGGUGAAAUAUGGGCUGUAAAUGCAAAAGAAAGAUCAGCCGAUGAAUAAGAAUUUAGUCCAAUUAAGCAGCAAAAUAUCAUUUGAUCAGAAGCCAUACAGGCAUAUGUGUGGGACGAUAUUUUAUUUUAUUUUAUUUUAUUUUAUUUUAGCUCAGAGCACAAUUUGGGGAAUUGGAGGAGGAAGAUUACAAUGAUAUAAAAAUAAUUUUUUGUCACUAAUUACGGUUGUCUCAAAUUAAAGUUGUCACAAAUUAAAGCGACUGGUGUUCAAUAACUCAGAAGCACUUCCCAAGGGCUUCAAUCACUGGAAUCCACUGGUAGAACUAUAAAUACAAAUAAAUGGAGGCUGGUCCAUUAGGAUGAAUGGGACAUUGGCCCACCAACAUCAUCCUGCCCUCCAUCAGCCAUUUGCCUACCUUCCUGCUUGCAACCAGUUCAUCUGUCACUGCCUGCCAGCUUUCUCCUCCUUAGUCUCAAUGUUGCCCUUGUAGAACUCAGCAGGGAGGAGGAUGGGGACAAAACUAGCAUCAGUUUUCUCUGGCUCCACCUACUGUUCAGCUCCCCGCCUUCUGCUCUAUCAGUCCCAAUGGGCACCAGCCACCACUGCACACACUUUUCCUCUGGGCUCAAGAUGGUCUUCUUCUUCUUCUUCUUCUCUUCAGCGCUGCUACGCUACAACCCAACUCUUAUUCCCCAGUAGCAUCAGGCUCCUCAGAGUAGCCACGACCACCACCUAACCUUUCUAAACAUUCAGUAAACAUUUUGUUCAGUGGGAAUUCCAUCCACAAUGCUGCCCUCCCCUUUCUCUUUCCCUUAUGUGUCAGGGCUGCAAUACCUCAAGGACUGCUUCUUCCCAUAGAAACCGUCCCAGACUCUGCGUUCUGAGGCCCUUCUUUGUGUGCCUCCUCUGCGUGAGAUCAAAAGGGUGACAACACAAGAACGGGGUAUUUUCUGUAGUGGCUCCCAGUUUGUGGAAUGCUCUCCCCAGGGAGGAUUGCCUGGUGCCUUCAUUAUACAGUGGUGCCUCGCAAGACAAAAAACUUGCUAGACGAAAGGGUUUUGCGUUUUUUGAGCUGCUUCGCAAGACGAAUUUCCCUAUGGGCUUGCUUCACAAGACGAAAAACGAAAACGUCUUGCAAGUUUGUUUCCUUUUUCUUAACACCGUUAAUACAGUUGCGACUUGACUUCAAGGAGCAACUCAUAGAACGCGGUGUGGUAGCCUUUUUUGAGGAUUUUGGUGAUUUUUGAAGCUUUUCCAAAACUUCUUUUGCAGCCAUUUGGUAAGUUAAACUUUUAAAACUUUUUGGGGGGUUUUUGGAUUUUGGGUUGGGGUGUUUGGAAUUCAAGGACUUGGUGUUGGGGAGGGGUUUGCAAGAAUCUGGAAGCUUGUGUUUUUUUUCUGCAUUUUUAUGAUUUUCUGUGACCAUUGGGCCACUCUGCUGUUUUUUAAAAAAAAUUCUGGAUUUGAAUUUCUGUGUGGUGGGUGGCUGGGGGAACAGUUGAGGAGGGGUUUGCAAGAAUCUGGAAGCUUGUUUUUUUUUUCUGCAUUUUUAUGAUUUUCUGUGACCGUUGGGCCAUUCUGCUGUUUUUUAAAAAAAAUUCUGGAUUUGAAUUUCUGUGUGGUGGGUGGCUGGGGGAACAGUUGAGGAGGGGGUUCUUCAGCAAGAAGCAAAGAGUGGACGAGGAACCUUCUUCCAGUUGUCCCCCAGAGUCUUAGAAAAUGUACUGUACACUUUGUUGAUUUUUAAAUGUUUUUCUGUCAUGUUUAGAAACUUAAUUUAUUGUUCCUUCAGUUUUUGAAAUGCUCUUUACAGUAUGUGUGACUUUAAAGAGCACUUAAUAAACUCUUGUUGUACCAAAUUUGGCUUUGUUUGGACUUUUUUUGACCAUAGGAACGCAUUAAUUGAAUUUCAAUGCAUUCCUAUGGGAUUUCGUGCUUCGCAAGACGAAAAAUUCACUAGACGAAAAAACUCGCAGAACGAAUUAAUUUCGUCUUGCGAGGCACCACUGUAUACUUUUAGGCGCCAGGCAAAAGCGUUCCUCUUCAACCAGGUCUUUGACUGAUUAUUAUCCUGUUGUUGUUUAGUCGUCUCCAACUCUUCAUGACCCCAUGGACCAGAGCAUGCCAGGCACUCCUGUCUUCCACUGCCUCCUGCAGUUUGGUCAAACUCAUCUUGGUAGCUUUGAGAACACUGUCCAACCAUCUCGUCCUCUGUCUUCCCCUUCUCCUUGUGCCCUCCAUCUUUCCCAACAUCAGGGGUCUUUUCCAGGGAGUCUUCUCUUCUCAUGAGGUGGCCAAAGUAUUGGAGCCUCAGCUUCAGCAUCUGUCCUUCCAGUGAGCACUCAGGGCUGAUUUCCUUCAGAAUGGAUAGGUUUGAUCUUCUUGCAGUCCAUGGGACUCUCAAGAGUCUCCUCCAGCGCCAUAAUUCAAAAGCAUCAAUUCUUCGGCGAUCAGCCUUCUUGAUAGUCCAGCUCUCACUUCCAUACAUCACUACUGGGAAAACCAUAGCUUUCACUAUAUGGACCUUUGUUGGCAAGGGUGAUGUCUCUGCUUUUUAAGAUGCUGUCUAGGUUUGUCAUUGCUUUUCUGCCAAUAAGCAGGCGUCUUUUAAUUUCAUGACUGCUGUCAUCAUCUGCAGUGAUCAUGGAGCCCAAGAAAGUAAAAUCUCUCACUGCCUCCAUUUCUUGUUUAUUAUCCUACAGCCUUUUAAAUGUGUCUGGGAAAGGGAGGUAUUGUUUCGCUGUUUUGUUUUACUUAUUGACUUGUUUUUAUUUUGUAUUAUAUUAUGCGAACCACCCUGACAUCUUGCGAUGAAGGGCCAGUAAACAGAUAAAAAAGAGGAACAUGCCCUCUCUCAUUUUUAAAGGUGUCUGUACACUGUGGUUUGCCAGCCACAAAGGGAUAUGGAAAACGAGAAGAAGUGUGAGCAGAUCUCAGUGUGCGCGGCUGGCUGUGUGUUAUUUCAUCCGGCAGCCGGGAGAGAUUUCUCUCUGCUUCGGCACAAAAGGGCUCCGAACCAAUCCAGAAGCACUUCCCUGUGGCCAAUCGGAAGCCGCCUUACACAAAGGUCUUAGAAAAAGGAAGCUGAAUAGAGUACACAAGCUUUCUUUCUCUUUGCCUGCCAGCCUGCCUCUAGCAGACUGACUCUCCUAGGCAGGGUGUCACUGCGUUCAGGGUACGCGCUGUGUGAAAGGUUGGAAAAGAUCUACGCACCACCACGGACAGAAAGAGCCAUAGGCAAAGAGGCUUUCUUUCCCCACACACCCCCUGUUUUCUCCUCCUUUGCUACUACUAGCUUGAAGGCUUCUUUGCCCAUGUAAUGCACUCGCUCACCCAGGAAAUCAAAUCUUUCUCCAGGACUAAUCUGAAGAAACAAUGCACCAGAGUGACUACUCUAAGUGGGAAGAGAAUCAUAGAGACCUGGAAGGAUGCUCGGAUGCACGUGGUGGAAGUAGCGGAUGGUAACGAUGGGGAUGGCUGUGGUUAUGUGCAAGACCUGAGUCUGGAUCUUCAAGUUGGUGUGGUGAAGCCCUGGCUGUUGCUUGGUACGUAGGUGGAGCCAAGAAACGGAUGCAUAUGGGUAUUAUUAGGAAGCUUGUAUUUAUAUAUUGAUCUGCCUGAUUUAGUAGACUUGCAGGACAUUUAAGGGUUUCAUCUUUCCUAGCUCUUGUAAAAUGUUAUGGUCUCUGUCACUCACCUUUUAGUGUUAUUUGAAACAAGCCCGUGGCUUCAUCCGAAAUAGGCUGGGUGGUCUUGCACUCUGUAUCUUACUCCUUGCCCAGGUUACCGAAUAAAAUGUUGUUCUCUCCUCACAGGGUCACAAGAUGCUGCCCAUGACCUGGAGACAAUGCAAAAAUACAGGGUAAUGAAGCUAUGUGGGUUUUAAAAACAUAAUCACCAUUAUUAAAAAGCUGUCUCAUGUUAAAGAGAUCUAACUUUCAAAGGGGCAUCGCCAGCUAAGUCAUACUCGGAGUAGAGCCCUUGGAAUAAAUGGACUUAAGUGACUUACACCCAUUGAUUUCAGUGGCUUUGUGGGGGGUGAAUGUUGGAUAUCUGGCAGUAGGGUUGUUUGUUUUUAGUUUCUUUGAAACUUAUGUUCCUCAGCAUUUGAAGGAAUUGCAAAAUGUAAGACUAUAUGGCUCCUUAUACAAGACAGAAGAUAACUGAAAUGGAUCCUACGCACACUUAGAUGGCAGUAAGUUCUACUUAAACGUUAAACUGCAAUCCUGUGCAUAGUUACACUCGAAAGUAGGCAGUACAGUGGUACCUCGGGUUAAAUACGCUUCAGGUUACAUACGCUUCAGGUUACAGACUCCGCUAACCCAGAAAUAGUGCUUCAGGUUAAGAACUUUGCUUCAGGAUGAGAACAGAAAUCGUGCUCCGGUGGCACGGAGGCAGCAGGAGGCCCCAUAGGCUAAAGUGGUGCUUCAGGUUAAGAACAGUUUCAGGUUAAGUACGGACCUCUGGAACGAAUUAAGUACUUAACCCGAGGUACCACUGUACUGAACUCCCUGGGAUUUAGUUCCGAUGCUUUAAUUGCCCUUAUAGUCUUCAACUAAUAUGUUUAGGAUUGAGGUGACUGUGUCUGCAUUGGAUUAAGUGUGGGUUAAAGUGGGCUGCUCUUAGUCUUGAGCCCCAUUAUUCUUGAGCCCCAUUAGGUCACAUUCAUUAAGCUUUGUAGGGCCUGGUUUAAUAUUUGUGUAUAGCAAAAUAUUUAAUUUCAUUGCAGUUUUGAACUUGGGUUCAAGAAAUAAAAUGGAAGCAUGUUAGCCUUUGUGAAAGAUUGCUCAGCUGUUGUUGACUGAGGUCCUCAGCCAUGCCAGAAUGUAGAGGUUGCAAAGCUGCCUCUGUCUUGAUUUCUCUUUUGUAUUUUAGGUUACCCACGUUCUCAACGUAGCCUAUGGAGUUGCAAAUGCCUUCCCCAAUGACUACAUAUAUAAGACCAUUCCUAUUCUUGACCUGCCAGAGACUGACAUUGCCUCCUAUUUCCCUGAAUGUUUUGAAUUCAUUGAGCAAGUCAAAUUAAAGGUAAAUUGUUUCUGUGUGUCAUUAAUGAGUGAUUGGAGGCGGGGUGUGUGAGAGCAAAUGUACAUAUUUUACACUGCACGUAUUCUUAAGAUAAAUUAAAAUUCUUUGAGCUUCCACUCUUAAAUACUGUUAUAGAAACAUCAAAUUGUACUUCACACAGGCUUGCUCUGGAUCCCUUUAAGGACUUGUUAAUCACUAAAUGAAUACUGUGAUUAACAAAACAGGGUAUUUUAAAUUUAUGUUGCAAAAUGUUUUGGAUUCUCCAAAUGGAACUGGCUGGAUGGAACUAGCUGGAUGGAACUCCAAAUGGAACUAGAUGGAACUAGCUGUUCCAUCAAAAUGAAAUGAUGCCGUUACAUAACUUUGAGGAUGGAAGGCUCAGAAAGCCUUCAGUUGCUGAAGCUAAGUGAUACUCUCCUCCAAAUUGAAAUCCAGCAUGUAAAUCCAGAAGUUUCCCCUUUUUGCUGAUGUUGUUGGAUCUGCUGACAUCUCCAUGGCAUUUAUUGAUAAAUCUGACCACACUGUGUUGGACAUAACAAUCAUUACUAGAGAUGCCAACACCUGUGAGGUAGUUUCGUUAGCACAAAGACUUCUGGCCACGCAGUAGAAAUGCUCUUCUUUCUCAUCUCCCUGUCCACCACCACAACUCCCCAUAAUCUGUCUUAAGUUUUUCUGCAACCCUUUGAAGCAGAUUUGGAGAUAGGAGAGAGAGAGGAAGUUUUGGUGUGCAAACAGAAAUAUAAUUUCCCCCACAUACGUUUUGAUAAGGAAAGGUAGAAUUCUAUACAGUGGUACCUCAGAUUACAGACGCUUCAGGUUACAGAAUCUGCUAACCCAGAAAUAGUACCUUGGGAUAAGAACUUUGCUUCAAGAUGAGAACUGAAAUCGCACAGCAGUGGCGCAGCGGCAGUGAGAAGGCCCCAUUAGCUAAAGUGGUACCUCAAGUUAAGAACAGUUUCAGGUUAAGAAUGGACCUCCAGAACGAAUUAAGUUCUUAACCUGAGGUACCACUGUAUUAGAAUAAUUAUCUUUGAAAGGCACUUCUUGUACAUAACCACUUGUUCAAGGAAAACAAAGCUUGAUCCAUUUCCCAUAAUCAGCAUGUUUGAUGCUAAAAGCUGACAAUAUCUUGGCUUUUCAAAUCUAACUCCAGGUGAUUCCGUGAGAUUUUCAUUAUUUACAUAGUCUGGAAUUGAGGAAGAUAAUACUGCUCCAUCAAGCUUUGUGUUAUUUUAGAAGGAAGGAACACAGCAUAUUGUUUACAAGUUACCUGAAACGUGUGUUCAUUUCAUGCCCUCCUUGAGGUUUCAAGUUACGGUUUCCACUUCCCUUCUAAAUUAGAUUUGCCAUUCAAAGUAGCUUAGUGUCACUGUUUUACCUCGGAGGUUUAAUUGUUUGAUUAGUCCUUUAUACUCAAGAAUACCCAUAUAAUCAUUUCUAACUAUACUAAUGCUUCAUAAUACAAGAUGCUUUUGUUACCGUAGGAAAAAUAACAUAAUUUAUUCACUUCUGAUUAAAACCCUCCACCAAAUAAAGCAGGACAAAUUAAUAAAGCAUUAGAUUGUGAACAAGUCCACUCUGGCCUCAGAGACAGGCUCUCCCUUCUCAUCCUUUGGCGUGUAUCUGAGGAAGAGAUCAGAGGAAGUUGGUUAAAACCAACUGCAGUUUUGUGGAUACUUUCCAAAAGGGCAAACUGUGGUUAGUUUAAACUAUGAUUUAUUGAUACAGAAACCAUGCUUUCUGGUCUUGAUUUGUUCCAAUGAAUCACAGUUGAAACUAACCACAGUUUCCAGUUUGGACAUAAUGACAAACGGUAGUUAGUUUAAACUUGGAAGUGGGUACUUAAUUUAACACAGAUGGCAGAACGGGAAAUUAUCCUGUUAGUUUCUAUACAAUCAGCAAAAGCUGAUUAGAUAUCACGCACCUAUUUGGGAGAUAGGAUGACUGGAACUGAUCCUCCCUUUAACCAACUUCUCCCAGCAAGUGAUCAGUAGAGGCAAGACUGAUAGUACUCACUUAUCUGUUCAGUGGAAGGAUCUUUGAGUGCAUGCCGCUUACUAGAAAUUCAAGAUCAGUAUAUGAAACAGAAGGCAAACGUGUGUAAUAUUGUAAGAUCUACAUUUGAUGAUGCUCUAUAUAUAUAUAUUUGGGUGGAACAACUUGUUCUUGGAUUGGCGCUUAGAAUUCUUUACCAGUAGAGAAAAUGGCAUGAUAUCAGUUGUUAUUGAUAAUGGUUUUCUAAAUGUGCUCUCUCACUCUCUCUUUGUUUCUCUUGGAGGAUGGUGUGGUACUAGUUCACUGUAAUGCAGGAGUCUCUCGCGCAGCAGCUAUCAUCAUAGGCUUCCUAAUGCACUCAGAAGGACUCAAUUUUUCCAGGGCCUUUACUUUGGUGAAAAAUGCAAGACCUGCUAUCUGUCCAAAUCCUGGCUUCAUGGAGCAACUCCACAAAUACCAUCAGUGCAAUAAUAAAAGCAAGGAAACCUAAAACAAUAUAUAAUUAUGAAAGAGGAAAAAAUAGCCUUUGUGCUUGCACUGUACUGAGAGAAGCUGUUGGUUUUUCUUUUUUUACUGCGUUGUAAUGAGCUGCCCUGAAUUACACCUCUAAAACUGUUGUUAUAAAGUUAGCUUCACUCUAUUUGUUGUAUAAUUUUAAGUUCACAACACCUCAAAAUAAAUAUUCUGUGUUUUUUUUAAUUUUCAAAAAAGGGGAUAGAACAAUAAAGAAUCAAAAUGGAUUUGCAAAGCC
Molecule: messenger RNA, 14321 nt
Organism: Podarcis lilfordi (Lilford's wall lizard)
Lineage: Eukaryota; Metazoa; Chordata; Lepidosauria; Squamata; Lacertidae
Source: the annotation of a GenBank genome assembly